This is a messenger RNA of Drosophila simulans, 1891 nucleotides long. RefSeq lists its product as uncharacterized. Lineage: Eukaryota; Metazoa; Arthropoda; Insecta; Diptera; Drosophilidae. Gene Ontology annotation, molecular function: phosphatase binding. Gene Ontology annotation, biological process: negative regulation of phosphatase activity. The transcript has a single exon. The coding region runs from base 14 to 1456 and encodes 480 amino acids. The record is from RefSeq and is a predicted model, not a curated record.
CUGCGCGACUACGAUGAAGAGAGUCCAUGUGGAUAACUACGCCCCAAAGUACUACAGCGGCAAGUGGUCAUGGGACUCGGAGAAGGACUGCCUCAACUUCCAAGCGCACAACGAUCUGGAAAACGCCAGAGAGCGCUAUAUAAUAACCAAUGGCUACAAGUUCCUGCGCACCAUCGACCAAGAGGAGGAGCUUAUCUUCCGGCAGGAGUAUGUGCGAGCCAAAUCCAACAACAGUGACACAGUGGUGCUAAGAGAUAUUCGAGAUCUGGUGCUCUACUUGAUGCCUAGAGACUUCUUAACCUACAAGUUCAUUGCAUUCAUGCAUGAGCCAGAGGUGCAGUCCGUGCUCCACGCCCUAACAUUGUACUUCGAGUACUACCUACGCCUGGUGGAGUUCGUGCUGAUUCGCAGAGAUGAACUCUCUGGCCAGAUGGCCCAAAUUCAGAGCGAGCAGACCAAUGAGAUGAAGAAAACCUAUUCCGUUUACCUGAGCCACUUCCGCAUGCUGUUAGCCCGAAACUACUGUGAGAUUAUCAAGGGCGAGGGAUCUAUGGCCAAGUACUACCACAUGAAGCCAAUUUCCAACAUUUCAGCAACUAUCCACGAUAAGUACUUCCAUGAGCAUUUUCUGGCAGUGUCCAUCCAAAUAGUCUGGAUCUGCAUGCAUCGCCGGGCGUACUACGUCAUCGAAAUGGAGAUGAAUCGGCUUUUCCGGUCGGAGCACUUCGUUUCAGUUCGCCCUGAGUACCUUGAGUUCACGGAGGCGGAGCGAAGUCUUCUUUACGGCCGAAACAACAAAAACCUCAAUUAUCGCGUCCAGAUCUCUCCGCUUGUCCAAGAGUUGGAGCAUGUUGUGUCGGAGGAUAUGCCUAUUCUGUGGAUAGGAAAGCGUAAGUAUAGGGGCACUGAUCCUCACAUCGCUCAGAUCGAGUUGGAGUACGUUGUGCCCGGAUCGCAGCUACGCUUGAUUGACCUGUCCCAUGGCAUCCUGGGCCACCCGAAGAAUCUCUACAACACCCUUCUGAAUCUCGACUGGCCGGCAGUUCGGUUCUCAAACUUCUCGGAGCAAUACGACCCAUAUCAUAUCAUCAGACGGAACCACCUGGACAUUCCCAAGUUGGGUGAACUUCAGAUGCGAAAAUUUGGCGAGAGUUACGAGCACUUUUACGAGAUCUUUCACUUUUUCGAGCCAGUCACCCAUUCCCAUAUCUGCAAGUGGGUCAAACGGGAGAUCAACAUAGCGUUCUAUCGGUCCGGAGGUCUGCUCACGAACGUAGUCUCACGAUGUGAAAAGGAGUUGGCCACCGCAUAUGAGGGACAAGACGUGGACAAGAUCAUUGCCAAUUACUUCAAGCUAGUGUCUAACAUACGGAAGGUGGACUAUUUUGAGUCGCCUCGCGUGAGUGACGUUAGCACAGUGAAGAAGGCGAACCUUGGAAAAAGACAAAGUACCUAAAAAGUCGGCUUGAAAGUAUUCAGCAAAAAUCAUGCAUAGUUGGUUGCGAGAAUUUUGUGCAAGAAUACUACCUUACUUUUAAGGUCCAAAAAUAUGUAUUCGUGUAAUUUAUAUAUUUCCAACCUGUCUACAUAUAUAAAAAAAAAUACAUUUAUAGGAUGAUGAAAAUAUAGAAAAACUGAAAAUAUUUCGUUUCCAUUCUUUUCCUUCUAAUAAGUAAAAUACUCGGUAGUUUUAAAGAAAAUUUAAACCGUCAGAUAUGUGUAUUAGUUUACCAACUUUUAAAUCUUAUCUCUAUAUUAUUUAUAUACAAGUUAAAACGAUAAAUUUGUUACUACUGUGGAAUUAGAUAUGAAAAUGCCUUGAAAGUUAUUAGGAAUCUUCUCCCUUGUCCAGGUUGCCGCCUAAAAUAGGCCCUCAAUUUCUCCGGUUUCC